UCCGCUGGGGCCAUCGACACCGCUGCUACCUAAAAUAUUCAUUAAGGCUUAUUUUAUUUUUUUAUGUUUAAAUGUUCUAGAUCAGACACUGAUAAUGUGGCAAAGUAUAUUGUUUUGUAUCUGCUUCAUCGCUUCACGUGGGACAGCCCACGACAUAAAAGUGGACUGUAAGAAGCAUCACGAUGUUCCUGAAACAGACCUAAACGGCAGUCCGUCCAAGGUGGCAAACCUGACUGUGAAACUGUUGACGGUCGGAAAUGAAAGGAAGCUGAACAUUAGCUGGGCGAUCAACAUUGAUGCCAGUAGUAGUUACCUGAAGCGCACAAGGAUUCUCUCAGGACUAAAGAACCACAUCUGUUUAUACAAUCCCCCUUUCGCUGCAGCAAACCUUACUGGAUUGAAGGAGGUAUGGUUUUCUUUUUUAGUUGAUGUAGAUUAUCAUGGUUCCUGGCGUACCACCGUUUAUAAUGAGCCAUUACCUCCAGAUGAAAAUGGAUACACAAAAUCAUUGCCUAUGUGGGUACCUCGUCAACCAACAACAACUGUUGCACCGAGUUCCACAAAGGCAACUUUGGAGUCUCUGCAAACAACACCAAACACUGAAGCACAAAAUGAAGAAGUUAAGAAUGUCAGUAGAAUCGUUUUUGGAGUUGUGGCCUUGUUGAUAAUUUUGAUUUCCUGCUUUGUUAUUUAUAAGAGGUUUUUGUCCUACUCCGGUUUUGAAAUCCUUCCUGUGGCCGCCAUGGCUCCAGUAUCGGUGGUUGUGGUGUAUCCUUCGUUGACGCCGGCCUUUCAGCAGGCGGUGGUGGCGCUGGCUGAGUUUCUGCAGUGGCACGGUGGCUGCAGAGUGGUGAUUGAUAUGUGGCAGCAGGGGAAGAUUGCAGAACUGGGACCGCUGCGCUGGUUAGCUGAACAAGUACAGAGUGCAGACCGCGUCCUGAUCGUCUCCCCUCAGGUGGAAACUCCCUCUUCUAUGCCGGGACCCUGCACCCCCGCCAGCAGCCUCCCAAGACAUUCCAUCCCAGCUGCAACUGGUGACCUUUACCCUCUGAUUCUCAACAUGGUGGCCAGUCACGCCAGGAGUGCCACUGAGCUGGCCAAGUUCUGGGUGGUGCAGCUGCAUGCGGAAAAGGACAAGAAGUCUUGUGUGCUGCCGCCAGAGCUGCAGACCUGCAGGGCUUUCUGUCUGAUGAAAGAUUUGAACAGACUCUGCAAGAGCCUUCAUUCUCAGAGGAAGGUUGGGAAGAAGAUAUCGUCGCUGCUGUUCAAACACAAGAUUCUGUACAGCCAGAACAGCACAACGAAAUUAAGGGAAGCUAUAGAAAUGCUCGGCGCAAAGAAGCCAGGUAUAUCUGACGGGACCCUGAAUAAAGACCUUUGUUGAAAAGGUUGCGGGUGAGCUGCAGAUAAAGAUAGGAUUCAUAUUAUUUAUUUUUUCUGUCUGUGUUACUGUUUUUCUAUCUUCUGUAACAUAACCUCCUAUAAUUUUAUUCAAUGCUUGAGUAGCAUUAUUUUAUAAAAUCACAUGGGUUAAUUUCCAAAUGAAUGUACUUUGUACUUGACCUUCAGGUGCAUUGCUGUCAUUGUUACUGUAGCAAAUAUAUCCUCGACUUUUAUUUGCUAAAUUGUAUA
Molecule: messenger RNA, 1632 nt
Organism: Poecilia reticulata (guppy)
Lineage: Eukaryota; Metazoa; Chordata; Actinopteri; Cyprinodontiformes; Poeciliidae
Gene: il17rb
Product: interleukin 17 receptor B
Molecular function (GO): interleukin-17 receptor activity
Source: RefSeq, a predicted model, not a curated record